AUGGCUGCUUCUGACGAUACUGCAACGCUUGUGCACCAGUUCAUAGCAUCGGUCGCUUCUGGUGAAGUUUCCAAUGAAGCACCUCAGAAAAUUUCAGAGAGGCUUGCCCUGGGAACCUUGACUUUGCUUCAGUUCAUUCAGGUUUUAGGUCCCACUCUCACCUCAGAUGAUCCUACUACCAGAAGCUAUGCACUCAACUGCUUAAGUGUGACGCUUGAUUUGCUGAAAACCACUGUACGUUUGACGAACCAAGACGUGAAUGUUUUGUUGCAGUUCUUGGUGAAGAAGUUCGAGGAUGAAAAACUCACAGUCCACAUUCUUGGUGCCUUAACUUCGUUGGUACAGUUCAAGAAGUUUUUACCACGGGUCAAUGACAACCUCAUUACUUUGACCGUAGCUAUCACAGAUGCGUACGAGCCUCGAAAACAUUUGGCCAAAGUACGUUACGAAGGAUUCAAUCUUCUUCAGACUUUAUUCAAUCUGCAUAGCGAGGCCAUUUUCAGUAAUCCAGAGUUUCUGGAAGCUUUCACUAAAGCAUUCGUGCAUGUCGCUUCCGGAGAGAAAGAUCCCAGAAAUUUGCUCAUGUCGUUCAGACUCAACGUUGCCAUUAAUGAGAAGUUUCAAUUCCAGGAUAGAACUACAAACCUGACUCAUGAUCAACUACUCACAGACUUGUUCGACGUUUGCUUUUGCUACUUCCCAAUAUCUUUCUCGCCUCCAGCUAAUGACCCUUACAAGAUCACUGCUGCUGACUUGAAGAAAGAAUUGCGGAAGACGAUAGCAUCGCAAAGCCAAUUUGCACAAGAUACAUUCCCAUCACUUUUUGAGAAGCUCACCUCAACAAAUCCCUCUGUCAGAAAUGAUGUUCUCCAGACUCUUCUUUUGUGUGUGCAGAAUUACGAAGCAUCGACCGUCGAGCAGUAUUGGGUGACAAUCUGGGAUGCUCUCAAAUUUGAAAUUUUGCAUAAUGAUGUGCUGAUUUUCCAGCCCCAAGCCUCCACUAUAAUCCCGCCUCAAUACGAGACAAUUGAUGAUAGUGAUGACAACAAAACACUCAUUUUGACGCUCAGGACGUUGAGUAUUGUGGCGGAGAGAUUAUCCAGCUCACAAGAGUCUGUUGAGUCUUUAGUGGAAACAGUCAAAAAUGAUCUCAAGUCAAAUCUUGAAUCUGAGGACAGCAAAACUGUCAAACAGUCAGUCCUUCUUAUAUGCUCCCUUGGGAGUGUCUCCGUCUCGGUGUUCAACAAAUUCGUUGACUUCUUCUUCUCUUUCGGUGUUUGGGGUAAGUACGUGAGAAGCGAUCUUGAAGACGAGGACAAAGCGGAUGACGACAUGGAGGUUGAUAUUUCACUUACUGUCGCUCGUCAGAGAGAUCUCAUUGACAAUCUCGGUUUUGUUUUUACAGCGAACUUAGUACUCAAUCGGCCAACUCAUUUAUUGAACUACAAAGACCAUUUGUUGAUCUUCUUGGGUCAGCUUCUUCAAACGUCAUCCAAACUAGACAAAACACUCAAAUGCAAGAUUACACAACAACUUGUCAAGUUGAUUCUGCUCGAUGAUUUUCUUGUCAUCAAUGAGGUGCAGCUCAUUCUUGGUUGGCUCAACGAUAACUUGAUUGAUUUUGUGAAGUCUGGGAACAGCGGAUGGGAGAAAGAUAUCUUCCUUACAGAAAUUGUCAGCGGCAUAGUGCAUCUCAUGACUGAGGGCUCAGAUGAGAAGAUCAACGCCAACGUUGGUUGUGUUAUUGAGAUAGUUUUACCAACGCUUUUGGACAACAUCUCGGACGCGAACAUUUUGACAAUUAUCAGAAAGCUCUGCGUCAACUACAGAAUUCUCGAAGUCUUAUCAAUCAGACUUCUUAAUAAGAUUGAGUUUGAUAAUUGCGACAAAGAGCAGUUGGACAGCAUAAUUGAUUGUCUCAUUAGCUCUUUCAAUCAGACGCAAUCGGUUAAGCCUUUUAUGGCAAACACAUGGAAUAAGACUUUCAAUCCGAGAUUCUUGGACCUCAUCAUAGCGAAGUCAAGUGAUGAUGCUGCCAUUCUCGAAUUGAGUGGUCAACUCCUCGGUCUUGUGACACGUUACACUGAGAAGUCAAAGCAACAAGACGUCCUUGAUGAGACAAUGAAAAAGUUCAGCGGAGAAAAAGAAGUUGGAGGCGGUCUUUUGAAUGUUUUCACUGAACCAUCGCCAAAGGUUACCAUCCUUAAGCAUUUCCUUGCAAAAGUUGACAAGACCUGUCAGCUUCCUUCUGAUGUUCAUGGAAAGAUUGAGCAAUGCAUGCAUAACACCUCGUCGGCAGCUGAUGAGUUCGUGAGAAUGGGAUACUUACAAUUGAUUGCAAUCCUUGUCAACAAAUUUACUCCACAGAAUGAUGAAACAAACGGCAGCAUUCUUCAAAGGCUGUUCGCCAACUUUCAGGGCAAUGAAAAUUCAUUGGAGAUUGCCACCUGGAUUCUCAAGGGAUUGAUCAUGAGAGGUGACCAAGUUGGCUCGAAAUAUCUCAAUGAGUUGUUGGUCGAGGUUUUUCGCUCAGAUGACACAGCUCACAGCAAACAAACAUCAAGAUGCUUCAGUAUUCUAAUGGCUGACUUGGAUGUCUUCAUGAACCCUGAGAAUAGUAAACUGAAGAUUGUGUCUGGAGUUUCUAACUUAAAUGUGAAGCUUCUCUAUAAACAACAAAUAUUUGAAAACAUCUUGGGAAGAGUGCUUGAGAAGUUCCAGGUUACACAAAAUGAUGAAAAGAAGGAGGUCUUGUUGGGCACUUUGGCCAUCAUCAUCAGCAAUAUAUCAUCCAAGGUUUUGAAGCCACACUUGAGAGAGGUGUUCCCGUUAGUGCUCAACGGGUUGAGCAUCGAAAGCGCAGUUGUCUUGAAAGCCUCGUUGGACACAUUUAAUGUCAUCAUUACAGAGACACCAGACCUUAUUUCCGAGAACAUUGAUAGUCUUGUCACCAAGCUCGUUGAUUUGAGCACUACUAAGAUCGUUUCUGGCAAGAAGCUAGUGAAUGACGAGCAGAUCAGAUACCUCGCGCUUGAGUGUCUCGAGGGUAUCUUCAAUAGCGUGGAGCUUCCACAAGUCGUGAAAUACCAAGCAUCAACCAGAGACAGGCUUCGGGUUUGCUUGGACGACAAAAAGAGAAGUGUAAGAAAGAAAGCAUGCGACGUUCGCCAGGUGCUUUACGAAUUGGGUCGUUAG
Molecule: messenger RNA, 3195 nt
Organism: Candidozyma duobushaemuli
Lineage: Eukaryota; Fungi; Ascomycota; Pichiomycetes; Serinales; Metschnikowiaceae
Gene: MET18
Product: Met18p
Exons: 1
Coding region: 1-3195 (1064 amino acids)
Biological process (GO): iron-sulfur cluster assembly
Cellular component (GO): cytosolic [4Fe-4S] assembly targeting complex
Source: RefSeq, a predicted model, not a curated record